CUGAUCGAAAGACAGUGAGCGACUACGAUUUGUUUCUUGUUUCAUUUCAUUCGUGUCAGAAAAUGGUGGUUAAUUUCAUAUAGGUAAUCAUGGCGAAUAUUGCAAAUCCAUUACCAUACCUUACAAAAAGGGAAUAUGGAAUUUUACCGGACUUUAAGUCUCAUUUAUUUAAAAACCGGCUUAAUGCUGCUAAGAACCUAUUUCGUCGAGAUUUGGUGUGUCAUUUUGGAUGUGUAAAUGCUAUUGAAUUUUCCAGCAAUGGCGAAUUGUUGGUAUCAGGUGGAGAUGACCGGAGGGUUAUGCUCUGGCAAUUUGGUCAGGCAAUCUUGAAUCGGGGUAAACCAGAGCCUAUGAAGGCUGUGCACCAGUCUAAUAUUUUUUGCCUCGGAAUUACAAGUGACAGCCAGAAGAUAUAUUCUGGUGGAAAUGAUGAUAUUGUAAUAGUUCAUGACUUGGAGAGUAAAUGUCCACUUGAAGUGCUCCAGCAUCAAAGGGCUGUAUGCAGCCUCAGCAUUGACCCUUACAAUGAACGUGUGGUCACAACUGCUGGCAAUGAUGGUCGCCUCCUAUUAUUUGAUACUAGACAGUCUGUACAUGAGUCCCUUGUCAUCUCUCGGAGCAGGAAGGCUUUCCAUGGUGUAAUGUUCCACCCCCAUCAGGUGGGUGUGCUGGUUUCGGCUAAUGCACGUGAUGGCGUCGCCCUCUGGGAUUUACGUUCCCCAAAACAUCCCGUACUACGCUACGUCGGGAACAACGGAACCUGUCAGAACAGCAUGAGCGUCCGUUUUAACUCGGCUGGGACGCACAUACUAGCAUUGCGACGUCGUCUUGCCCCAGCUCUGUACGCGGUGCACUCCCCGGAACCAGUGGCAGAGUUUUACCACCAGGAUUAUUAUAACUCUUGCACAAUGAAAAGCUGCUGCUUCGCCGGCGAGGGAGACCAGUUCGUGAUGUCGGGCUCCGAUGACUUUAACCUUUAUAUGUGGAAGAUACCAGAUGGUGGCGGUGACACUGGCGGAGGUAGUUAUGAUGUUGAGCCGCAUAUAGUUCUGUACGGACACAGGUCUAUUGUGAAUCAAGUGCGAUACAAUCCACAUUAUUGCCUCAUAGCAUCUUCUGGUGUUGAGAAAAUUAUAAAGGUGUGGUCUGCAUUGGAGUACCCACAAAUGCGUGGUGAUCUCCUGGAAGAAGCGCAGGGUUCUGAUAAUCCUCGGGAAAUAUAUAGUCACGAAGAUUACGUGUCGCUCGUGCAUCAUAGUGGGCAACACAUAUCGCACAAUUAUGCGGAACAGUCGACAAGUGAGGACCCACGGAUGAUGGCGUUUUUCGACUCGCUGGUGCAACGCGAGCUGGAGUGUCUCGCAGAGGAGACCGACUCGCUUGAUGGGUCAAGUUCUGGUGGCUCUCUUCACGACAACGAUACUGCGGACUCGUCCGAUAGUGAUCAAAUCGUAGUCGACUUUAUGCAGUUACCACCCAAACGAGCUAAUCAAAAUGGGGGUCGAAGUCAGCGAUGUUCGAAUAGAUUGGCGAGAUUAGUAGCGUCUCGUUUUUCAAAAAAUUUGCGUUCACAGAAAAGAGGAUCACUGAGGCGCUCAUCGAAAAUUGCAAUGUCCAGGCGGAGCAAGGAGCCGCGCUCGCUGGGCAAGUCGGGCGGCAAGUGCGCGGGCGGCGUGGGCGCGGCCGCGGGCAAGGGCAAGCGCGCGGCGGCGCGGCGCCGGCCCGCGCCCCGCGCGCUGCCCGCGCCCGCCCUCGCGCGCCCCGCCGCCCCCGCGCACGCCGCCGCCCCCGCCCACGCGCCGCACGCCGCCCACGCCGCCCACGCAGCGCACUCCGCGCCCUCCAGCGAGCGCACGGACUCCGACGAGCCCUCGCACUGCCUCUACAGGCAGUCCGAGAGGCUAAUCAGACCUUUACGCAGACGCAUGAACCUGACCAGAGCAUUUAAACGAAAAAGUAAAGUCACUAGUUAUAGGAAAGUUAUGAAUUUAAGAAGUAAUGGAGUGGCCAUAGCUCAAGACAGUAGUGAUAACAAUAAUUUUAACAAUUUUGAUAAUUUUGAUGAGAAUUUAUCUCUGCCUAGCACAAGUACAGGUUAUAGGGGUCAAAGCUCUUCCGCCCUAUUUCGAAUAGCGGAGGUCGAUUCUGACGACGACCAGUCUGUUGGCAGUCGGCCUAUAUCGCCUCGGAACCAAAACGGCAACCAAAGUAUACCCACAAACCUGAUUAGUAUAAUCCCGACGCCGAUCAACGGUUCUCGGGACUCGUUAGGUGACUCGCUCCGCGUUGAGCCAGCAGAAUCGGAGAGUAACAACUCUUCGCCACCGCCGCCACCCGAGAGCCGCCCGCGAAUGAAUCUGAGGAGAGUCAGGCGAAACGGUAGGUUAAGUCUACACCGCUCAGACUCGAGUGAGUCACCUCCUCCAAAGGAGCUUGUAGAUCGCGCCACAACAUCUGUCGAUGAUCGGUUGUCGCCGGGAGUCGGCUACAAUAGGACAGUGGCGAGAUUAAUGAACGAGACCAAUGAGAGCGAGUUAGAGAGCAGUUGUAGUACAGAGGGCAGUGCGUGGCCUACUCCAGGGGCGACGCAGGGGGCCGCGGGGCCGGUGACGGGGCCCGAGUGUACCCCUGACAGCGGUGUGGGCAUGGCGGCGGGCAGCAGCUCACGCAUCUCGCGCCCCGCCGACGACGUUUCUGACGACCCGGACUACCAAGCACUGAAAUUCAGACAGCGAGUGAAAAAGGCCCGGCGCAAUUACAGGAACCACAUGGACUCCGACUCGAACUGAACUGAUGAUAGAUAGAUUUAUAAAUUGUGUUUUAUUAUGAAGUUUUCUAGUUCUGCUAUGAGACUCCGAACAACUGUAUUCUUCUACUAUUGUUAUAAUGAUUGUUAUGAGACUGGACAAUUCUAGACGUAUCCUGAACUGUACGUGGGAUCUCUACAUUAAAUAUAUAUUGCAUAACCAUAAUUUAUAUGCAUGUAUAUGGUUAUAAAUACGCAUUUGGUAACGCAGGCGUCACGAGCAGAAGGAAUUUAGUACAUACAUUAGUUAUAACAAUAAGUUUGUCAAUAUUUUAUGACUAUACAAGUAAAUUUUUGUGAUUGUUAAUAUUUCAUAUUUAUGCGGGCAUGGUUGGCAGUCAUGCCAUGUAAUUAUUGCAUUGCCAUGCAAUACCAUGCAAAACCGUAAGAAUUGAACCUAAGUUGCAUUUAAAAUAUCAAAACAGAUAAUUCUAGGUAGUGUUUUAAUAUUAAGUUACUCAGUAUAGUAAGUAUUCUUACUUUUUUUAUGUAAUAAGCUUUUGACGACGUUUAUGAAAUAUAUAUUCUCUAUAUCUAUACAUUAUCAUAUUUAAGAAUAUUAAUACUCAAUAGGUAUGAUAAUAUAUAACCUAUAAUUUCUUUACAGACCAGAGCUUAUUUUAGAACUUGUUACUUCAUACAUUUAAAUUUAUCAAAUCGUUCUCUUGUUUGAAUCUUAUUACAAUUCGCGUGAAGUAAUUUUUAUCAGAAAGACUUAAUCCACUAGUACACCGCGUCCUGAUGCAUUGCUCACACCCAUUCUUUAAUGGGAUGAAAAUAGAAAAAACCCGCCUGCGCUAUUGAUAUAAACUGGCGGGAAACCAGUGAGAUGAUAAAUACAUAUGAAGUCGAAUCAUUUGGCCCAUCGUGGCGAAUUUACUAGGAAUUAACCAUGAUGACUUUCAGUGUAGACUGCUUAUUGGUCGAUUCUUUAAGGCAGGGGUUCUUAAAUUUUUAAGAUAACGGAACGCCCACCAAAUAUCUUUUAUUUUAUGGAAACCCAUAUCAAAUGACUACAAAUGAAAAACACUGUAAUUUAAAUAAAAAUAAAAGCUUUUAUUAAAAAUAUUGUAAACAUUUAUAGUUUUAUACUUUAUAGUUUCCUUUAAUUUUUAAUGUGAAGAAUGAAAUUGUUUCACUGUAUAAAUAAUUUCGCGGAACCCUGCAGACUUUUUUACGGAACCGUUAAAUUAAUUAAUUUAGGAAUUGUUGCUAUAGGCUAUAUAAUUAGUAAUGGUAGUAAAUUUCCACAUUACUACAUUAUCUCUAUACCCCUCGCCGUACUUUACUAUAGUUUAUCCUAUAUAUAUAUAUGUUUACAUUGUAUGUACGAUAUUCCUCCUAGUCAACAUGCCUGGGAUUUUUGCACAAAACGCGCAAACGAAUCUCGUGAUUUCUUUUUUUUUCAAGUAAAUUUUUAUUUUGUAGAGAUCCUACACUGUUUUGCUUUAUGUAUAGUUAUUAAUAUAUGUGAUGUAUUAAUAUUAAGUAUAUAGGUUUAAGAUACAUCAAUGUUCCCUGAAGAGGUUGUUAGCAUUACAUGCUGGUACCCAAUUGAUUACAUUCACUUGAAAAAUCAA
Galleria mellonella (greater wax moth) is the source of this 4386-nucleotide messenger RNA. RefSeq names its product DDB1- and CUL4-associated factor 5. The coding region runs from base 90 to 2789 and encodes 899 amino acids. Gene Ontology annotation, cellular component: Cul4-RING E3 ubiquitin ligase complex; cytoplasm. Gene Ontology annotation, biological process: negative regulation of fatty acid biosynthetic process. Lineage: Eukaryota; Metazoa; Arthropoda; Insecta; Lepidoptera; Pyralidae. The transcript has 13 exons. The record is from RefSeq and is a predicted model, not a curated record. Gene Ontology annotation, molecular function: protein binding.